Molecule: messenger RNA, 777 nt
Organism: Macadamia integrifolia
Lineage: Eukaryota; Viridiplantae; Streptophyta; Magnoliopsida; Proteales; Proteaceae
Product: nudix hydrolase 1
Exons: 2
Coding region: 86-526 (146 amino acids)
Biological process (GO): dGTP catabolic process
Cellular component (GO): cytosol
Molecular function (GO): 8-oxo-7,8-dihydrodeoxyguanosine triphosphate pyrophosphatase activity
Source: RefSeq, a predicted model, not a curated record
GAAUUGACAUCUGUUCACUGUCAAUACAAUAUUAACUAGGGCACGCUAAAGCUCGAAAGACGGAAAGAGGUAAAGCUGCUUCUCAAUGGAAGGCAACGCCCCGGUGCCAAGAGUGGCGGUCGUUGUGUUCGUGAUUAAUGGGAAAAGCGUCCUGUUGGGGAAGCGGCGCGCCACCAUCGGCGACUCUUGCUUCGCUCUCCCUGGCGGCCACCUUGAGUUUGGGGAGAGCUUUGAGGAGUGUGCGGCGAGAGAGGUGAAGGAGGAGACGGGUAUAGACAUUGAGAAGAUUGAGUUCUUAACGGUCACCAACAAUGUCUUCUUGAAGGAACCUAAGCCCUCGCAUUACGUUACCAUAUUCGAGAGGGCUGUGUUGAAAGAUACCCAGCAGUUGCCCCAGAACAUGGAGCCCACCAAGUGUCACGGUUGGGAUUGGUACGAUUGGAAUCACCUCCCUGAGCCUCUCUUUGGGCCUUUGGAGACCAUGGUUAAGAGUGGCUUCAAUCCUUUCCCGCUCAGUGAAACCUGAUGGAACAACUAUGCAAGAGAAAUACACCUUCAACGCUUUCAGCUACUGUGGUCACUGGUCAGGAUUGCUCUGCUUUCCUUUCGAUCUUUUGUGUGCCUCUCCAAAUUCUGGUGUGUAUUAAGCUCUAAUUACAAAAAGGAAACCCUUUUAUACAAAAAAAAAAAAAAAAUUAAAGCUUUAUUAGCCGUUUGAUCAGUAUCUCCAUGUUGCUCAGUAACUGGAAAAGAAAUAGCGAAAGAAAGAUUCCAUAA